CGAGCAUGCCUCGCUGUACGAGUACUGGCGUAGGCUUCUCAUGGAGGAGCAGCAGAACGAGGAGCGCAACCACUGGCUCAUGCGCAAGCUGGACGAGAUAGAGCAACGCACCAGUCUGCUCAGCGAACGCUCCGAAAGGCUGAGGCAACUAAGGGAAAACUUUUCAGAGUUGAUCCGGGAACGUUACCUGAGCCCUGAAGAGAUGAGCUACAGAUACGACUACAACCAGCCUACGAAGGCAUCCGAGUACAGUCCUCCCGAGUACAUCCCCGACCCAAUAUUAUUCGGCUUGUCGACUCCUCCCUGGGUGCCCCGUGAAGGUCCUCUCUUGCUAUCGCGCACCCAGACACCCGAACGCUGGAAGCCUCCACGUUCACCUACGGGAGCAUCGGUGCCCCCUGUCCACCACCAACCUAGGGCCCCGUCGCCACACCCAGCGACAAAAGAACAGAUCAGUAGCCCUGACAGACGCCCGCGAUACCCUGACGGCGAGACGAGCGAGCCGUGGUUCAACCACUUCGCCAAAAAUAGUGGUGGAUCCUUACUUGAACCUUCAGUAUACUGGAUGCCGGACAGUGCCGAUUUCUUUCGCACUACGAGCGCGUUGGACAGAAAAACAGUGAGGCCAAUGGCCGCUGAGGAAGAAGACAAUAGGCAGCAGGUCACCAAGGACAUGGCGUCACCAACAAAACAGCAGAAGCAUCAACAACAACAGCAGCAGCAACAGAAGCAUCGACAACAGCAGCACUACCACCAUCAGCAACAGAUGCCUUCGCGCAUGAGCCAAUUCUCGGACUACAUUCCGAGCAACGAGUCACCACCCGCGGCAAGGAGGCGCAUGGGGCCGUCUACCAAGCCACCAGACCUUGAAGGCGUCUUCAUAAAUCACACGACAGAAGUGCUCCUCUCGGACGCCGCGGCAACUGGCAAAACGUAUCAGCAGCCGGAGCAUCACGCCGGAGACUCGAAGAAAGCAGCGGACAGUGACACGAGCGGAGACAGCUUCCAUCAGGGAGACACGGAUGAAGGUCGGCACGAUCCGAAGUCGAUACCCACGGUGCGCCUACGUAAGCCGAGCAAAAGUCACGGUGGGCAGGCUGCAGCGAGCCGCUCCAGGGAAGGGCAGGACAGUGGGCCUCCCCUAAAAAAGCAGGGAUCGUUCAAGCAGUCGAGGAGAAAGGCCAGCCGCGAAGCUACCCCGUCAUCUCGAGAAGCACAACCGCACCCUGCGCCACGGAACGCCGCUAUGUCGAGACGGCCGUCAAACGGCGGCGGCACGGAGCUGAACAAGUCUACUCCCAGUGCAUCGAGGACGGCGAAGGAUGCGCAUGAGUCCGAGCGGUCAAGCAGGAAAGUGAGAGAGCACACCCGAACGACAGCUCACGAGUCGCAGUCUGACCGUAGUGACGUGAAACCGGGGGCACGUGAUGCCUCUGAGAGGAGCGAGGCCACUGACACGGGUCGUGGGAAGGACAGUGAUUGGUCAGUGUCCUGUGGAGAACAGCAGCAGAUGAGUGACAGCAAGCAGGAGGACGCUUCGCGGGAGGGAAGAGACAAGGGCGGGCGGGUUCAGGACUCGACGCUUCAGCUGCCAGCCGAGCAGGCUCACGUCUCCUGGAAGCGACAGUCGGGUACGGACACGCUCAUAAGAAGCGGUAGUGAGGGACAGCUUCUGGAGAUGGAUUCCUCGGGACACCGCAAUGAGAGAAGAAGCGUGCCGGCUGCCCUCGUAGAGUCACGCCACCUGGCAGGUCACUCCGAGCGCAUGGCGCUGCCCGGCAGCGAGGAACAACAGACCGAUCACCAUGAGACCAAGUCCACAAACUCGAAAUCCGGAGAGGCGCCAAAAAGGUCGACUGAGAAGUCGAAGAGCAAAUCUCGCCAGAAGUCUAGAAGCCUGAGCAGCUCGAGUAGUUCCAGUAGCAAAUGCUCGUCGCUUAACAGUCCCAAGGAGGCACCGAGCGGCAAAGGGAAAGGCCAUUCGAACGACAACAGCGAGGACAGCUUUUUCGACAAGGACAUUCUACCGCAAGAGACCACUGCCUACCAAUUUCUCCUUGGGAAUGUGAAGCCGACUGCUCCAGAAAAACCGUCCGUGAUGAACCAACCCUCGGAGAGCAGCACCGAUAUCGAGAACGAAAUGGCAGCCGCAGUCAUGACCAGCCAGCCCAAGAAUCUCAUCAGCGCCAAGGUCAAACAUGAUGUGCCUUCACUUAUUUCGCGGAAGGUCCUGGGUCUCGACAUGUACUCGGAACCAAAGAUAUUGAAGGGCCAAAAGCACGACGAUGAAGACAGCUUCUUCGACUGAGUGCGGAAUGCACCGAGAAGCUCAGUCGUGCACCUCUGUGCGCUUCGGCGUAGCCUGAAGACGUGCUCGCGGUGUGUGAAAAGUUAAUUUCCAGUGGACAUGAACUGAGGCACGACUGCGAAAUACGCACUUUCUAAUCGAACAACUUGUAGCAGUUAUUAACAGGUACACCGUCGCUCCACUA
Rhipicephalus microplus (southern cattle tick) is the source of this 2492-nucleotide messenger RNA. RefSeq lists its product as uncharacterized. Lineage: Eukaryota; Metazoa; Arthropoda; Arachnida; Ixodida; Ixodidae. The record is from RefSeq and is a predicted model, not a curated record.